UGUUUUAUUUUUCUCACAGCAAUGGCUUCUUACAUGGACCGGGAGUUCACAACUGGAUUCAUUGAUGUGUAUCGGGCCAGCGAAUGUCUGUGGAAGGUCCGUAGCAAGGAUUUUUCAAACAGACAGAAGAAGGAUCAGGCCUACAGACAAUUGGUGGAGUACAGCAAAGCCCAUAACAGUGAUGCUGAUCUACUUUGGGCGAAGAAGAAGAUAGCAAACUUGCGGACGGUGUUCAAGAAGGAACACACACGCGUGAUCGAGUCUCAACGUUCAGGAGCCGGAACUGAUGAUGUUUACCAGCCGACGCUAUGGUAUUAUGAACAGAUGAAAUUCCUUUUGGAGAGAGAGGCGAAAUUACAUGGACAGGGUAGCCUGGAUAAAGAGUCUCCUAAGACGCCAGAGGAAGAGGGGACCCUUAAUCCGGAAUCUACCCCGGAGGUAAUGAACACUUCCGCAACAGAGGCAACAGAACUGGAGCUCAGUGGUGAGGAGACAGCACCAUCUCGGUCGACAGCACCACCAAGGCGGAGACAAAAGAAUUCAUCAUUGAGUUCCGAUUCUGCAUCCUCCAGCACGGUUCAAUUUAUCCAGCGGGCAGAGGAAAUGCUUAAUAGGCCACCAGACUUCUAUCGUCAAUUUUCAAACACGAUAGAAUCUCAGAUACGUGUAAUGCCCGAAACUGUUUUUAGAACUUUCAGGCGCAUAGUAUUUGAUGUAUUGAGAAGGGCCGAGGAUAAUGACCUAUCCGAUGACCUGGAUCUAAUGUCAAAUCCUGUGCGGCGCGCACGAAAUGCCCCACAGUCCCAGUAUCCUUAUCCCCAACCAUUCUAUUAUCCGCCGGGUAAUCUUCCGCCACAGCGCCCUUUUUUUUCGCCGGGACCCCCACCAACACCCACUCUGCCCACUCCUCCCACCAGCACUUUGUCCACUGGAUUGUACUCAGCAAUGCUGAGUACACAGCUCCCCCCAGAGGACGAGGCUACUUUUUUCAAUUACAAAAACAACAAUUGA
This is a messenger RNA of Pseudophryne corroboree (corroboree frog), 1011 nucleotides long. RefSeq lists its product as uncharacterized. Bases 22 to 1011 code for a protein of 329 amino acids. The transcript has 2 exons. Lineage: Eukaryota; Metazoa; Chordata; Amphibia; Anura; Myobatrachidae. The record is from RefSeq and is a predicted model, not a curated record.